CUUGCUACCCCUGUGCAGAAGCACUAGUGUGAUCUGACUCUUCUUGGCCUUGGCAAGCUCCCAGCUCCCAGCUUCUGCUUGGUGCUGGUGCCUGUUCUGAAGCAGAGCAAGAUGGGCAGGGGAGCUCAACCAUCUGCGCCGCUCCUGCUCUUCUCCCUGGGGCUGGUGCUCCUCUACUUCACCGCAGGCAGCACCGUCCGUCUUGCGGAGGCACAGCAGAAGACGUGGUGCAUCGCGAAGCCGUCGGCGUCGAACGAGAUCCUGGCGCAGAACCUGGACUACGCGUGCUCCCAGGUGAGCUGCGCCGUGAUCCAGAAGGGCGGGCCGUGCUACUACCCGGACAGCCUCGUCUCCCGCGCCGCCGUCGCCAUGAACCUCUACUACGCCUACAGCGGCCGCCACGCCUGGAACUGCUACUUCAACAACUCCGCCCUCGUCGUCCAGUCCGACCCCAGUUACGGAUCCUGCACGUACUACUGAUGGUGAGUGCCGCCGGUUGUGGAGGGACGCCGUGCGAGCUGAACUACUGAGAGUGUGUCCCUGUUGCUCUUUGUUGAGGAACGGCAGCAGACGCAGAUUGCUACCUUGUCUUGUGUCCAGUAAGCUGUGAUGCAAAUGCAGUUGACCUCUGAAUAUUUUCGAACAGCUAGCUCAUUGAUAUCUUAACUCGAGGUUGUCGCCUCAAAAAUGAGUCGGUCGACUUGCCGUU
Molecule: messenger RNA, 709 nt
Organism: Panicum virgatum (switchgrass)
Lineage: Eukaryota; Viridiplantae; Streptophyta; Magnoliopsida; Poales; Poaceae
Product: glucan endo-1,3-beta-D-glucosidase-like
Exons: 4
Coding region: 112-480 (122 amino acids)
Source: RefSeq, a predicted model, not a curated record